Molecule: messenger RNA, 2458 nt
Organism: Bombyx mandarina (wild silkworm)
Lineage: Eukaryota; Metazoa; Arthropoda; Insecta; Lepidoptera; Bombycidae
Gene: Pgrmc2
Product: progesterone receptor membrane component 2
Cellular component (GO): membrane; endomembrane system; endoplasmic reticulum
Source: RefSeq, a predicted model, not a curated record
UUACCGUCAGUCUGUAACCAACGUUUUCUAUAAAUUUAGAAUAGAACAAAAACAAAAACUUAAUGUGCCGGCACAGACGUUUUUCUACCUAGAAUAAAAUGGAUUCACCACCAGAGGUUGAAAAUGUGCAAGCCAAACACAGUGGCUUUUUUGAGACCUUAAAAACACUGUUUUGUCAACCGUUUAUUUAUUUUGUUUUUGUGAGUACAUUUGUGAUACUGUAUAAAUUUUACUACAAGUAUAAGACACAUUGUUCAAAGGUUGCUCCCUUGAAAAAACUACCUAAAUUGCGAAAAGAUAUGACCGCAGUAGAACUACGGCAGUACGACGGGACACAGGAGGGUGGCAGAGUGUUGAUGGCUGUGAAUGGGUGGAUAUUCGAUGUGACUAGAGGGAAUCGGUUCUACGGUCCCGGUGGGCCAUAUGCUGUUUUUGGAGGAAGAGAUGCCACAAGAGGACUUGCCACGUUCUCUGUCACAGCACCUGAAAAGGACUAUGAUGACUUGAGUGAUCUCAACUCUAUGGAAAUGGAAUCAGUGAGGGAAUGGGAGGAACAAUUUAGAGAGAAUUAUGAUCUGGUCGGUCGACUUCUGAGGCCUGGUGAAGAACCCAGGAACUACUCGGACGAAGAACCCGAAGAAGCAGACACGUCCGCUCUCCCCAACGACGACAAGAAAACAAAUUGAACUUUCAUUGCAAAAUGACGGUAGCUUUACAAAGUAAAAUUGACAAAUUUGAAGAACAUUUUGCUUCUCAUUCUUUCAUUCACUAAUUGGUUAACUGCAUAUAAUUGAACCUUAUUUCUCUAUUUUUCUAGUUUAAAGUAUGUGUUGAAGCUACAAUUUGUCAAGUUUACUUAACUUAUGGUCACUUAUAAAAAUUAUACACAAUGAGUUCACGCUAUUGCUUCGAAAUCAAGAAACCAUAAACUUUUUUUUAAAACAAUUUUCCUAAUUCGGUGUUUCUUGAGAAUGUGAAUGAGUUUUCAUUGUAGUUAGAGAAAUGAAAAUGCAGGCUACCUCAUUCCUAGUCCAACGAAAGACUAAUUAUUAUUUACUUAAUUGAAACCACUGCGUUGUAGCGUGAAUCGCCUUUUGUGUUGGCACUUGUCAAGCGUUGGAAUAAAUUUAUAUAUUAUUGUUCUACGUACAUCGACUUAAAAUUCGUUGUGACCUAUUCGUUCCCGUGUUACUUAAAUCAAAUGUUUAUUCUUAAAACGUUACAAAAUGAACUAAUAACAAUAUUGUUUUCAGUAGACUGUCAAUUUUGUUUUGUUUUAAUCCAAUUUUUUUAUUUGAUAUAUUGUUUUCAAUAUACGGUGUCAAUUUAUAUCUAUCAUCAGUUUUGAAUCACUAAUAAUAAUGAUUCACAAUUUACUUUGUGGAGAAAUUGAAUACUAUCAAGCAACCAAAAUAUAUUUCUGUUUUAAAAAUCAAGGCAUGAUUGUGGUAUCAUAAUAUUACGUAUUAUUUUUUUUCAAAUUGGAUUAGAACAUGCAAUAAGGCCAUAAAAACCUGUGUCAGUCAAGUUGCGGAAAUCGUUUUGGUUUGUCUGUUGGGUGAAUUACUUAAAACGUAACGUAGUUAUUCAAUAAAUAUAAAUCGUCAAAAAUUUGUUUAUUGUAAAUAAGUUAUAACAAGUUCAAUGUUAGCUGUUUUUACUUAUUGCAUAUUUUUUGUAUAUAAUAAUAACAGUUCUAUGAAAUGAAAGACUGAAUGAUGGCAUAUUAAUGAUAUCCGAGGGAUGUAACAAAAUCAUUUAUUACACAUUCCUUUAAUCGAAAUUUUUGUUAAGCAGCAGUGUUUUAAAUAUAAAAUUAAAAUGGGCAGGUUGAAAAACAUGAAAAAGCUCUCAAUUCAGCCCGUGUGUUUUUUUAAUGCUUCCCUAAAAACUAGCAAACUAAAUUCACUGUUUUAUUAUAACAUCGCGACAUUAGAAAUAAGGAUCGCUUUUAUACGAAUUUGUGGAUACUUAUAUUUGUUCCUCUAGACUAGAUCAUUUUUCAGUUGAAUUAUUCCAAUCCAAAAAUCUUACCUAAUGUCGAAAUGUUUUAAGUUAUUUAAUGCGGUCAUAAAAUUAAUUUAAAUGUGCUGCUAUGUAAAAAAAAAAAAACAUUACACUAAUGCCAUUUAAAGGUACUUAGUUAGGAGAUUUAAGUGUUGCAACUGAAAGGAAAAAUAACGGAUUGUCCAUAUUUGACAAAAAUGUGUGUAAGCCUAGGAUCAUAUUGUGUCUUGUGUAUAACUUGUUACUAAUUUUCCUGCAAAUAACUAAAGUACAAAAUGUCACGUCCCCGCGCCGUGCUUUAAGUUAAAUUAUUUACGUUACUACCUUACUAGUAUUCAUUAAUUUGUGUUAGAUUUUAAGACUUUCUGUGCAACAAAUCUGUGGGAUAAAGUUACAUUGUUGUUUCACUGUAGCAGACCUUGGAAAGUAAUAUUAAAAGUUAUAAGAAAAA